Messenger RNA from Contarinia nasturtii (swede midge), 930 nucleotides. RefSeq lists its product as uncharacterized. Lineage: Eukaryota; Metazoa; Arthropoda; Insecta; Diptera; Cecidomyiidae. The transcript is spliced from 3 exons. The record is from RefSeq and is a predicted model, not a curated record. Bases 61 to 834 code for a protein of 257 amino acids. Gene Ontology annotation, molecular function: oxidoreductase activity.
UAGCGUUCAAGUUGAAAUUGUAUUCAGAAUAUUGAAUUUAGAAUAUAAAAUUGUGCUAGAAUGAGUUUUGCGAAUAAAGUAAUUCUAAUCACUGGCGCCAGUUCCGGCAUUGGAGCCCAUGCUGCCUUACAUUUGGCGCAAAAAGGUGCCAGUGUUUCAUUGGUCGGUAGAAAUGAGAAGCGAUUAAAAGCAGUUGCUGAGGAAAUUAUCAAAGCGGGAUGUCCAACACCACUUGAAAUCGUUGCUGAUGUGACUAAAGAUGCUGAACGCAUUAUAAAUGAAACAAUUAAGCAUUUCGGUAAAUUGGACGUGUUAGUGAAUAAUGCCGGAGUUUUGGGUGCCGAUUCUGUUGUCAAUUUUGAUGUCAACGAAUUUGAUCGUAUUAUGUCAACCAAUUUACGAGGGAUAAUCGUUCUGAGUAAUUUGGCCAUUCCGCAUCUUGAAAAGACUAGAGGCAAUAUCGUGAAUAACUCUAGUAUUAGUGGCAUGAGAGCUCUUGACUCUUUCAUGUCAUACAGUAUAUCGAAGGCUGCACUCGAUCAAUUCACCAAAUGUGCAGCGUUGACAUUGGCGCCGAAAAACAUUCGUGUCAAUAGUCUCAAUGCAGGGAUUGUUAAAACACCGUUUUUUGAAGCUAUCGGAAUCAACAAGUCGAACGAAACUCAAUUUUAUGAAGAAAUUAAAAAAGACUAUUUGGUCGGCAGAGUUGGCGAACUAUCGGAUACCUCUUCUGCCAUAGCUUACUUGGCUUCAGAGUCGUUCGUAAAUGGAACAUGUCUUCUUGUGGACGGCGGAAGAAUUACAAGUGGACUGGAAAGCAGAUCGUCAAACUAAAAAUCGAUGAAACUGAUUUAAAGUCAUUCAUACUUUCGACUAUCGUCAAAACUAUUAAAACCACAUGAAAAAGUUUUUUUUUUUAUUGAUGAAUUG